AUGCACGCAGUGAUCGAGCGGGUCCUCCGGCACAAGCACCUCCAGUCCUCCUCCCAACUCUUCGCCCUCUCCGACUACGAUGUGAUCUCGGAUCUGCACACCGUCUUCGGGCUGAUCAAGGAGAUUUUGCACGAGCGGGGUUAUGGCUCGAGAAAGGAGGACCAGAGCGUCGUCGAGCUGGUUUUGGCACGGAUUCUGAAUGCGAUACGGGAGACCAGCUCGAUCGAGACGUAUUGUGCGCAGUUGGUCGACCUACUGGAUUGCUGCCUACAGUAUCCCAUGUCGAUCAGGUCCACCGAGAAGAUAUCUUCACAUGGCAACGAAACUUACUGCGACUCGGCUCACUGCAAAGUGGCGGUGGAGAUUUUGUCGAGUCUGUUUAUGUACUACUCCAAGAAACCGGUGAUGACGCUGGCGAUUCCUGUCGCAUUAAGGGCCCUGAGCUCGAACAACGCGGAUUUAAGCCGGAACGUCAUUUCGUAUAUUUCGUUGUCGGCGGUGCAUUGCGAGAGGGUGUUGGCGCAGUAUGCCAUACAAAUUGCUGGACAUAUCGUUGGAGGCAAGCACGCCCUCCUAAAAGUGCUCCCCCAAAUCUAUGCCGAAAACAAAGAAGCCCUCCACGCCCAUCUGCCCCAGCUGAUGCGUCUUUUGGACCAAAACGUAGCCCUCGAGGACAAGAGAUCACUGCUGCAAUUUGCGUCCAGAGUAGCUGCGAGUAAUGCCGAGCUCCUCAUUCCCUACCUCCCCCGACUCACCCAAUUCCUGAACAAACCCGCGACCUGCUUGCCCGUGCUGCACAUCUACCAGCCGCUGUGCGCCCAAGGAAAAGCUCAUCUGCUCACCGAGACCAUCCUCAGCCUGGAAGAAGCCACCGAGGAUCCGGUGCUGAAGUCCCUGGCUACCGUAUCCCCGGAUUCCCUACGACCGUACGGGGCUCGAAUCGAGAGCAUCGCCAAGACGUCCCCAAGCGUUAGAUCGCUGUGCAGUAGAUUGCUGGAAAUGGCCAACGCUCCCAGGCCCGAUAAAAUUACCGUAAUCCCGAUUCGGAAUGACAACUCGUCGGACUCGCUGCUGUCGCGGAAGGAUCGGAGUCGAUAUGAUAGCUCAACGUUGGGGAGUCGUAGCCGCUACACUGGAGGCGAGAGCUCAACCGCCCAAACGGUAGAUGAACUCGACCGGAAUACCGAGAGCCUCGCCCAAGUCUACCAGAAUCGCAGCAACUCGAGCCUGUCGAAGUACAAGUCGCGAAGCUAUGUGAGCGUGACGGCAGGGCAGAGUCAAAAUUCCGCCUCGGAGACGGCGUACAACUCCCGCGAUCUGUCGAUGGCCAGCAUUCCGGGACCGUCAACAAGACCACCCGAUUACUCGUCGCUAAAGCGGAAGCCCCCGCCCCCGCAGGCUACGCAGCAGAACAAAGCCCAGACCCUGCCGACGACAUUCGCCCCAACACAAAUUCAGGUGUCUCACCCUGUCUCCAUAAACUCCCUUGCCCUGUUUCCGAAAGUUAUCGAAGAAGAGAUGAUCUCCGAGGAGCCGGCCGAGCCCUGGCAGGAUACGAAAUCCAUCGAUCGUGGCGAUGUUGUACGGCAGUUCGUCGACCACCGGCGCAGCAAGAUACGACGUUACGUGGAGGAGGUUUCUUCGCGAAUGCCGAUCCCGGUGCAGUGUACGGUAGAAGGAGGGAAAGGAAAACACCGUAUGCGUAUCCACUUCUCAUGCCAAGUUCGCUCGACCUACUGUAUUUUCCACGCCGACAAUCUGUACGGGAUGAAGACCAAGUCUCCUUCGCUGUGGCUUCAUCUCAUGUUUUUGCAGAUGGAGUCAUCCUCUCUCACACAAACCGGCCAAGUCCUGUGCCAGUCAUCAGGAGCCUACCGUACCCUCGCGAAUUGUUGGUCGUGUCUCCCGUCUGCUGUGACGAAGGGAAGACCCUUCGUCACCCUAGUCACCAGUGCAUUUCCGCCACAAAAGGAACAAGAAAAGCUUGCACGGGAGCUCGACGAGAAUGCGUUGUGGGAAUUUUUCCAGCUCGACGCUGUCACCUCAAAAUGGGCAUGUUUAAGCUGCGCGCAUCCGGAUCGAGUACGCACCUUCGUGGAGGAGAAGAUGUUGUGCGGGGAGCUGAAGGAGAAGCGGGGGCGCUGGAAAUUUUUGCGGCGAUGGCAUACCAAGUUUUUCACGCUCAGCACGGCUUCGCUGACUUAUACGACUGGGAUGCCGUCGAGUGGGGAGGUGGUGCGACAAAAUAACCACUUCGAAUCCCCCUCCAUCGAUUUGAGGACAAUUCGGGUCGUCCGAAGCUUGUCUCGAGGGAAUAAGAAGCGGAAAAGCUUGCGGAAAGCCUUUGAGAUCUGUACGCAGGAGAAUAAGAGCUACGUAUUAAAGGCCACCGACGAGCGCAAGGCCGAGGAAUGGCUCCAGUGCCUGCAAGUCGCCAUCGCAAAUGCUAGGCGCGACGACCCAACCCACACUCUU
Molecule: messenger RNA, 2475 nt
Organism: Mesorhabditis spiculigera
Lineage: Eukaryota; Metazoa; Nematoda; Chromadorea; Rhabditida; Rhabditidae
Source: the annotation of a GenBank genome assembly